AUGAAUUGUGGUGGCGCAGCGGUUUUGCCUUCGACAUCUGUUGUCACUGAAAAAUCUGUGGUGGAAUCAAGUGGUAUGACGUAUGAUGACGAAAGAUUGAGUGCUCGAUGGAAAGAACGACGCGCGCGAUUUUUAGGCUGUAUUGAAAACACGAAAUUAAUAGCAGAACGAACAAAACAACGUCAAGAGUAUGCUCGAAAAGAGCGUCUGAAAAAAGAAAGGGCUGAAAUGGAAAAGUAUCGACGAAGGUACUUAGAAGCUGCUAUGAAGCAGCACAUGGAGCAGCAAGCUAAAUCUCGUGAAAUGCCGUCAUCAUCCAUGAUUCACUCUGGUCUUCAUCAUCCGCAAUUCCCUUCCGCAGCACAAGCUUAUUCAGGUUGCAUACAGCAAGUACAUGGUUGUCCUACUCCUUUCCCAACAACUUAUCCAUCCGUGUCUACUUGUAAACCAAAUGUAAAUUUUCGAUUAACCAUGCGCAAAAGACCUCAUGAUAGCAACAGUGAAUGGACACAAUAUGCAUCCAUGUCUGUUGUUAAUGAUCCACAUUGUGUAUAUCCUGGAAAAGGCUCACAAGUAUUUCAAAAUGGUAUAAAUUCAAUACAGAUGGCAAAUCCGCCACAUUAUUUCAAUAUGGUACCAAAACAAAUUCCAUAUGCUGAAACAAGUUAUAAUGAAGCGAGAGAUGUAAAAAAGAUGAUUUCUGUAACAGUCCUUGUUUUACAGUCAGAUAAAACAAUAGAUCAAAGUAUCUCACAACAUAUGUGUAAUGUACCAGAACAUAAUGAAGCAGAGCAGUACGAUCAAACGACAUUUGGGGAUUUAAUGUCACCAGCAACGUCACAAGCUGAGCAGUCUUUCGUUUCGACUAUUACCGAAGAAAUGAAUAGCUUGUCAGCGAUACCGGAAGUAGCAGAGUCGCAUGUGAAGGAUUUAAUGGAUGAAAUCAAACCGGGUAAUUCCCUGGAUGAUCUGGGAGGAAAUUGUCUAGAUGGAGUACUGACUAGUCAUUGUGAUGAAGAAGAUUUGGUAACUGAAAAAAAUAUAGGAUCUCAAGUACAGUCAUUGAGUGCUGCAACUAUUUCACCGAUGUCAGUUUCCGGUCACACACCUAUAAAUGCUGUAUCACCACCAACACAUCUUUCUGCAUCAACUCGAUGUUCUGCAAAUACGUUUUAUGAAUCGCAUAGCACUGCUGUUACACCCCAGCAAAAUGCUAUUACAUCACCUGCUGAUCAGUCACAUUUAAUACAGAUGGGAUCACCGUUAGCAGCAGCAGUGACACCACUUCAGAUGAUGAGACCAGAAAAUUCUUCAAUGUGUACAAGUAGUGCCGGAGAUAAUCAGGGAGUAGCUCCCAAUGCCAGUAUCAGUUGUGUACCUCUGGCAUCACCUCAGCCUAACUGCAUCAGCAAUUACAGUGCUAACAUGAAUGGGAAUCUCAUGUAUAGUAAUCAGGCAGUAGCUGCUGUUCAACCUGUAGUAUCAAUACCUCCUUCUGUUCAGUCACAUCAACACGAACAUAUCCAACACCAUUCAUUUUCCCACUUUCAGUCGUAUCAAAGUAAUUCAUGUCAUCAACAGCAACAGCAGCAAUUACUACAUUUAUUUAACAAUGGAUACCACAUGUCUACUCGUAAUGUACCACUUCCACAGUUGAAUAAUACUCGAACUUACAAUGGAAUUGAUUACUCAAGAUUUGGUCAGUACUAUAAUCAACAUAACCAUCACACAGAGAAGCAGCCCAUUAUUUUUCCCAGGUUACCGUCCCAGAGUGUGCUAAAUUAUUCAACUGAACAGUACGAUGCAUAUUCUAUGAAGUAUCCAAACGUUGGAAUGUCAUGUCACAUGCAUAUGAAUCAAACAAAUAUGGAUGCACACCACACUUAUCAGUGUAAGUUUCAUAAAGUACAAGGACCGUCACCAUAUCAAAUACCGUGUCAGCGUCACCCCUAUUACGGUAGCGACAUGCUACCAGCUGCUCAAAAUGCGUCAUACCCGAUGAAUCAGUUCUGA
Thelazia callipaeda (thelaziosis nematode) is the source of this 2013-nucleotide messenger RNA. Lineage: Eukaryota; Metazoa; Nematoda; Chromadorea; Rhabditida; Thelaziidae. The record is from the annotation of a GenBank genome assembly.